GAUAAUGCCGAGAGGAAGGAGAUGGUUUUAGAGAGAGAAAGCGAAAGAUUUUUUAGAGCGAGAAAAAGGAGCAAUUACAGGGAGAAAGGGUUUUGUCUUUCUUCUCUCUCCGUCUGAAUCUUAUCCCUUUAACGGAACAGUAACCACAUCAUGUCCUCUUCACUCUCCGUUUGAUUCUUUCUCUCUGAUUCUAUCUACAGAUCGAUUCAUUUGAUUUGCUCUGUGAAGAAUUGAGGGCGGAUUUUGUUGUUUGACGAUUGUUUGUGCUCCAUACGGGUUAACCACAAUUCGUUUGCAGCUUGUUUCCGGGUUUGGAUCCUUUUCGGGAGUGAAUAGGAAACGUUUACGGUUACCUUCAUUCGGUUCAUGUCUGCUGACCUGGACAGCCCAGUUCAAAUCCAAAUGGCUGUAUCACUUUUUAGAAGUCCUUUAGGACGCGAGUACCAUGGAAAUGCUAGGAUCAAAGGGGCGAAAACCACUGGCAGAAGACGCGUUUUUGUUCAAACUGAAACAGGUUGUGUGUUGGGUAUGGAGCUAGAUCGAAGUGAUAGUGCUCAUAUGGUUAAGCGUAGGUUACAAAUCGCUUUAAAUGUUCCAAUUGAAGAAAGUUCGUUGACCUUCGGAGAUAUGGUUUUGAAUAACGAUCUAAGCGCCAUUCGUAACGAUUCCCCGCUUCUUUUAACCAGAAAUCUCUUGCAUCGAAGCUCUUCAACUCCUUGUUUAUCCCCCACCGGUAGAGACAUACAACAGAAAGAUCAAAGUGGGCCCGUUGAGAUCUUGGGCCAUUCGAGUCGUUUUGUGAGAGCGAAACAUCUCGUUGAUGAGGUUGUGAAAGCGAUGAAGACCGGAGUUGACCCGAUACCAGUGCACGGUGGGCUUGGGGGUGCUUAUUAUUUCCGGAACAGUAGAGGUGAAAGUGUCGCGAUAGUAAAGCCGACUGACGAAGAACCGUUUGCACCGAAUAACCCGAAAGGGUUCGUCGGUAAAGCUCUUGGUCAACCCGGGUUGAAACGUUCGGUUCGGGUAGGUGAAACGGGUUUUCGCGAAGUGGCUGCUUAUCUUCUCGACUACGGUCACUUUGCUAAUGUUCCCGCCACUGCAUUGGUCAAAAUCACACAUUCGAUUUUCAACGUUAAUGAUGGUGUAAGUGAACACAAUAAAAUUCAACGAAAAAAGAAACUUUUUAGCAAGAUCGCUUCAUUCCAGCAGUUCAUCGCACACGAUUUUGAUGCUAGUGACCAUGGGACCUCGAGUUUCCCGGUGUCUGCUGUUCACCGCAUAGGUAUAUUAGAUAUACGAAUUUUUAACACCGACCGACACGCGGGAAAUCUUUUAGUUAGAAAGCUUAACAGUGACGACGGUACAAGAUUUAGCGAAGUUGAACUCAUACCCAUCGACCACGGGCUUUGUUUACCCGAAGAUUUAGAAGACCCAUAUUUCGAGUGGAUCCAUUGGCCCCAAGCUUCAAUUCCGUUUUCAGAGGAUGAACUCGAGUACAUUGAAAAACUCGACCCGCAUGAAGACGCGGAUAUGUUAAAAAAUGAACUCCCGAUGAUACGAGAGGCCUGUUUACGGGUUUUAAUCCUCUGCACGGUUUUCUUAAAAGAAGCCGCCGCUUAUGGUUUGUGUUUGGCUGAAAUCGGUGAGAUGAUGAGUCGGGAAUUUAGGCGUGGUGAAGAGGAACCAAGCGAGCUAGAGGUUUUAUGCAUGGACGCUAGAAAAAUUGUAGCCGAGAAGGAGACGGAAAUUACGGUUGUACCCUCUGAGGUCGAAGCUGAAGAAGACGGAUUCCAGUUUGAAAUCGAUUACGAUGAUGCAGUGUUCGACUUCACUCCAAAAUUAUCAUAUGACAACUUGGGUUUUGGGUUCGGGAAGACCCCGCUUUCAAAACUUGAAGAGGAAGAAGAAGAAGAAGAAGAAGAAAGUGAAGAGGAAACGGAUGUACCUUCUGCUUCAAAAUUGUCAUUGAAGAUGUUGAGUUUAGGUAAUAACAGUGGUAUUAGUAAGUUAAAGAGCCAGAAGACGAAGGUGGAAAGCGGUGGUUACUUGGCGGUGAAUUCGUCGUCUGGACACAGGAGUGCGAAUGAGCCGCUAGCAGCCGGUGCGAGCUUUGUGAAGUUGGGUGACAUGACUGAAGAGCAAUGGGAACUGUUUCUCGAGAUUUUUAAAGAUCUGCUUUACCCUGCGUUUGCGAAACGGAAGUCUGUUUCAACGGGUCAGAGGCAGAGACAGAGGCUCGGAACUUCUUGCCAGUUUUGAGAUAGGAGUACUACUACUACUAUGUUACUGGUUAUAUGGGUUUGACUUUGAAUAAGUUGACCUGCAGACUUGUGGGCCGGGUUUUAGAGUUAUUUAGCGUUUAGGGUUUAGUUAUUUCAGUUUAGUGGUAAAUAUUCUUUCUCGGGACUGUUAGCUGUUUAUUUUGGUUAUUUGUUGUUUCGUUAUGUUUAUAAAUAAAUUUGUUAAGAGACAAAAUUUGAUAGUACAUAUUUAUUUUACA
Helianthus annuus (common sunflower) is the source of this 2500-nucleotide messenger RNA. RefSeq names its product phosphatidylinositol 4-kinase gamma 7. Bases 367 to 2259 code for a protein of 630 amino acids. The transcript is spliced from 2 exons. The record is from RefSeq and is a predicted model, not a curated record. Lineage: Eukaryota; Viridiplantae; Streptophyta; Magnoliopsida; Asterales; Asteraceae.